UUAUUAUCAACGGAUUCUAAGCGGAUCGCUAUUUAAUCAACUUACAAUGAUCACUUCUUUGUCUCCUUAAAAAAAUGCACACGUUGUGUCGACUGUACUAGGCUGACGAUGAGCCAUAAUUCGAUCAGGACACUACCCCUGCAGCUCAAUAUGUUCAAGAGUCUUCGCUACCUCAAUAUUCGUGCCAACUCCAUCAGGAUUUUUCCAGCAGUGCUCUGUCAGAUGAUGAGUCUUGAGAUAUUGGAUAUGAGCCGCAACAAGAUUACGAGAUUUCCAGACACGUUCGGAAAUCUGAUGAACCUUCGAGUGCUGAGCAUUUCCAAGAAUCGAAUUGAAACUAUACCAACAUAUAUUGGAGAAAUGGAACAGCUACAGUAUUUGAAAAUAGAACAGAACCCUAUUGUUUUCCCCCCGCCAGAGAUCGUCGAACUUCCUGAUCAGGACAUGAAAGGAUGGCUCAAUCAACUCAAGUCAUAUCUCAUUUCUUAUAAGAGUGCGUGUAAUAUCUUAUUUUUAGUUUAUUUAUUACUACACUUCACUUUAGUAUACCUAGAAAUCUAA
Lobosporangium transversale is the source of this 561-nucleotide messenger RNA. RefSeq lists its product as hypothetical. The transcript is spliced from 3 exons. The record is from RefSeq and is a predicted model, not a curated record. Bases 109 to 561 code for a protein of 150 amino acids. Gene Ontology annotation, molecular function: protein binding. Lineage: Eukaryota; Fungi; Mortierellomycota; Mortierellomycetes; Mortierellales; Mortierellaceae.